GGGCUUUUGCUCAAAACAGUGAUGGUGAUGAAGCUCUAAAUCAAUAUAGGAGAAUGAAGAGAGAUGGUUUUUCAGCAAAUCAAUCUACACUGACCAGUGUUUUGAGAGCCUGCACUUGGUUAGCCCUACUUGAAGUGGAGAGACAAGUGCAAGUUCAUGUGUUUAAGUUUCAUCAAGAUUUGAUACUCAACAAUGCACUUUUGCAUAUGUACUGCAAGUGUGGUGGUUUGGAAGAUGCAAAGUUCGUCUUCAAUUGGAUGGCAGAGAGAGAUGUGAUCUCUUGGAGUACCAUGAUUGCAGGAUUAGCCCAAAAUGAGCAAAGCCAAGGUGCACUAAAAUUUUUUGAGUCAAUGAAAGUUUCAGGAAUAAAGCCAAACUAUAUUACUAUUCUUGGGGUUCUGUUUGCUUGUAGCCAUGUUGGCCUUGUGGAAGAAGGAUUGUACUAUUUUCAAUCAAUGAAAAACCUUUUUAGGAUUGAUCCUGGAAAGGAACACUAUGGUUGUAUGAUCGAUCUUCUUGGAAAGGCUAGGAAGCUUGACGAGGCACAGAAUUUGAUGCAAGAAAUGAAAUGUGAACCAAAUGCUGUGAUAUGGAGAACUUUACUUGGGGCGUGCAGGUUGCUAUGGGCUUGGCUAUUCAUACCAACAGCAGGACAGCUUCUUUGCGGGCGUUCCCUGAAUUGGAGCAAGGCAAAGGCUGAAUCUGGGUCUCUUAAGCUUCACCAAGCUUUGAGUGCCUUCCACUCCAUGAUUCGUAGGCGCCACUUGCCUUCUAUCUGGGCUUUCAAUCAUCUGCUUGGGGAUGUUUCCAAAAUGAAAGAGUAUUCUACUGUAGUUUUCAUGUCUAAACAGUUGUUGAGUUGUGAUAAAAUCAAACCCAAUAUCUGUACAUUGAACAUUUUGAUCAAUUGCUUCUGCAAUUUGAACAAGGUGGAUUUGGGUUUCUCUGUCUUGGCAGUGGUGGUUAAACGUGGUCUUCAACCUAACCCUUAUUCUAUGAAUCCCCUGCUUCGUGGGCUCUUCAUGGAGUGGAACACUCACCAGGCACUUGGUCUAAUCAGAGAGACGAAUGGUACUGGUACUGGAUUGUUUAAAGUUAACGUGGUAUUGUAUAAUUCGUUGAUUCAUGGGUUGUGUGCUGAGGGGAAGCAGGAAGAAGCCAGGAGCCUUUUGACUGACAUGAUUGAAAUGGGAAUUUCUCCAGAUGAGUACACCUUCAGCACUCUGAUUAAUGCUUUUAUUAAGGAAGGGAAGACCAAAGACGCAAUCGUUCUAUUUGAUUCAAUGUCUCAAACAGACAUAAAGCCUAAUGUUGUAAUCUAUAACUCUUUGGUUUGUGGUUUGUGCAAGUCAGGUGAAUGGAGACAGGCCAAAGAGUACCUAGAAAACAUGAUUAAUUGUGGAGUCUUGCCUAAUGUCUUAACAUUAAGUUCAAUGAUAAAUGCUUUGUGCAAAGAAGGCCAGAUGACUGAAGCUGUCCGAAUGAAGAAAGUAAUGGAUUUUGUCAAACCGGAUGUGGUCACCUACACCUCACUGAUUCAUGGAUUUUGUCAUUCAGGUCAAUGGGGGGAAGUUGCAAGCUUGUUUAAUGAAAUGAUGAAAGGAGGAACCUUGCCAGAUGUGGUAACCCUGAGUUCCAUAAUUGAUGCUUUUUGCAAGGAAGGGAGAACCAAAGAAGCCCUUGGCAUGAUGGAGCAAAUGAAUGAAAGGGGUUUGAAGCCCAAUGCUAUUACUUACAACUCAUUGUUAAAUGAGUUAUGUCAUUUAGGCCAAUGGAAAGAAGCCACAAACUUGUUUAAGAAAAUGAUGGAAGAAGGGAUCCUGCCAGAUGUGGUAACUUUCAGUUCUGUAAUUGAUGCUCUUUGCAAGGAUAAAGAAAUUCAAGAAGCUCGUGCUGUAUUGGAGCUAAUGAUUGAAAGGAUUUUGGAACCUAAUAUCAUCACUGACAACUCAUUAUCAUGUGGAUUGCGCCAUUCAGGACUAUUGAGGGAAGCAGCAAACUUUCUGGAUGGAAUGGUCAACCAUGAUAUCUUACCAGAUGUUGUAACUUUUAACAUAUUGUUGGAUGCUAUUUGCAGAAAAGGGAUGAUGUCAAAAGCUCAUGAAAUUCUUGAUAUGAUGAAUCAGAAAGGAGUGAAGCCUGACUUAAUUACUUUUAGUCUCAUAAUUCAUGGUUAUUGUUUGCAAGGGGAAAUGGAAAGGGCAGUUGAUGUCUUUAACUCACUAGAAACUAUGGGUUUGCUACCUGAUUUAGUUUGCUAUACCAUAUUGAUCCAAGGAUAUGUGAAGUGUAAUAGAAUCAAUGAUGCAUUCAGGCUUGUUAUAGAAAUGACAAAGAUGGGAAUUAUGCCUGAUGUCAUAACUCGUAAAGCUUUGCACAGCUUGAAAAGGUUGUGAUAGUGGUCACAGGUGAAAUGCCUAGGACAAUCUUCUGAAGCUUUUGAUACAAGGGGCAUCUAGUGGCUUUGGCAUCAAAAGUGAACAUAUUCUUGCCAUGCAUGGUGUCCGUGUAAUUAUGGUGGUAUGAGAUAUGGUUGCUGGUAAAGAUGUAAAAGAAGCAAUUGUUAAGGAAAUCUCUUCUGCUAAAGUUGAUGUCAUGGAGUUGGAUCUCAGCUCACUGGCAUCUGUGAGGAAAUUUGCCUCAGAUUACAAUUCCUCAGGUCAUUCAUUGAACCUCCUGAUGUAAGAAAAAGGAAACCUGGGGACUCCUUUCAAGCUUUCCAAAGACAGUAUUAGAACUUCAUUCUGCCACAAAUCACCUGGGUUAUCUUCUUUUGGCAAAUCUCUUGUUGGACGCAAAUAAAAACAGCACAUCAAAGUAAAAGAGAAGGAUGAAUCGUAAAUGUCUCACCAGAUGGUCACCAUUUCCCUUUCACAUAUUCUGAGGGUAUUCAUUUUGAUAAGAUCAAUGAUUGAUCAGGUUGUUAUUCAUCUUUUCUACGUUACCUACAACUGAACAGAUAAAGUUUCACGUGUCCGUUGUCAUCCUGUGUGGGCUCCUGUACACCAGUUUAAUGUAACAAGCAAUCCAUAAAGAAGCAUAUUUGUCAAAAUUUAAUUUGAUCAAGUGUCUACUAUACUUCCAUUGAUUCGUUUUUCUCCCAGAAUUGCAUCAUUAUGAAAAUUUUGGUUUCAAAAUUGCAGUACUCAGUGAGUUGAAACCAGAACUGGAUUGAGAAUUUUGCAUUUUAGUGGGACAAAAUCAGCUGAGAGUCACAGAAAGAGCAACUCCGGAGCUCUGUCCCUGAAUUGUUCUUCUUUU
Messenger RNA from Rubroshorea leprosula, 3261 nucleotides. NCBI's taxonomy places the organism in Eukaryota, Viridiplantae, Streptophyta, Magnoliopsida, Malvales, Dipterocarpaceae. The record is from the annotation of a GenBank genome assembly.